Paramisgurnus dabryanus is the source of this 3679-nucleotide messenger RNA. Its product is annotated as AN1-type zinc finger protein 5. Lineage: Eukaryota; Metazoa; Chordata; Actinopteri; Cypriniformes; Cobitidae. The record is from RefSeq and is a predicted model, not a curated record. Gene Ontology annotation, molecular function: DNA binding; zinc ion binding.
ACGGCGAAAAGAAUGAAUUGUUACGUGUGACGUCACGCCCGUUGUUUCGGGUGACGCUGCUGAGGAGCAGGCCUCACGCGCAUAGCAGGGACGAACUCUGUCAGAUUUUUGUGAAUCAAGGUCGUCGGUUUCUCUUCAAUCACAACGAAAUACGGGAUUACCCUCUCCCGUCCCCCUUACCCCCCCUUCUCGAACAGCAUGGCCCAGGAGACAAAUCAGACGCAGGUGCCAAUGCUUUGCUCUAUGGGAUGCGGUUUCUACGGUAAUCCUCGCACUAAUGGAAUGUGCUCUGUUUGCUACAAGGAACAUCUACAGAGACAACAAGGAGGGGGGAGGACCAGCCCCCCUGGCGAGAAAGCUGCUACAUCUCCUAUAGAUUCGCCAGGUUCGUCUGCAGUAGUGUUGGAGGCCACCCCUGUACCCACUACGGAAGCCGUCACCCCACCUGAAGAACGAACAUCUAGUAGUUCGCCCAGUCCUGUAACCCAGCAAAUGACUGCUAUGAGCAUCUCCCAGGACACUGGAACCACCGAUUCAGACAGGGCCGAAGCAGAUGAUGAUGAUGAGGACGAAGGCUCGUCUAAAAGCACAGGUCCAGUAGGGGAGAGCACACAGGCUUCAUCAGAUGGAGAUCAGACUCCUGACAAGAACAAAAAAAAGAAUCGGUGCUUUACUUGUAGGAAAAAAGUUGGCCUCACGGGCUUUGACUGCCGCUGUGGUAACCUGUUUUGUGCUAUUCACCGUUAUUCUGACAAACAUGACUGUCCCUACGACUACAGAGGAGCUGCCGCCGCCCGUAUCCGCAAAGAGAAUCCCAUUGUGGUAGCUGAGAAGAUACAGAAGUUAUGAGGACUGAUGGCUAAGAGAGCAAAAAUUGUUUGACCUGCAAGUUUUGGAACCAUGGCGCUGAAUAACACCAUUCUAAAAUGGGUUCAUUUCUUCAUUGUAGGAUAAGGUGGGUGGGGUUGUAGGGUACAGCCCCUGCUUGGCCACUCCCUAAACUAUCAUCUCCCUGUCUCUCCUGGAAGGACGAUGUAGAAGUGUGUGUGUGAAUGUGUGACAUUUUAAAAGAUUAUGUUUGUGAGCGUGCUUGUUUUUUCUAGAGAGCCAGGGAGAAGAGGGAUUGGUUGUCAGGUGGGCAUCCAUGUGCAUUGGGGGAGGGAGGACUCUUUAGUUUUUACCCUGGCAUUGAUUUUGUUAGGAUAUUAACCUUAUUUUUUUAUAGGAACCCUUGUGGGGAGUUUGGUUUAAAUUUUGGGGGGUUGUGGGUGGGGGGCCAUUAAGAAGGGUUUCUUUGAUAUUGCAAAAUGUUGCUGAAGGAUAUAGAUUUUAAUGACUACUCCCAAAUUACCCAUAUAAAAUUUACUUUUUGUGUUAUCCUUUUUUCUGGUUAAUCACCCCUCACAUGUCAAAUCCUAGCCAGUGCAUUUAAAAACAAUUUCUCUUUUAUAUAUCGACUUAUCAUGCUAACGUUGGGUGCAUGAAUAGUAAUCGGAUUGGGUUUUUGAAGUGGGAACGGGGUGGGGCGUAAGAGUUUUGACAUAAACGAGUGACUGAGUUUUUUUCCCUUCCUUCUCUGUUUUAAUGAGUGUAUGGCAUCAGAAAAUCUAUAUUAAUAUAUUGUACGUAGCUUGAAUUGUGUGAUUGCUUUCUAUUUAUUUUUGUAUUAUCAUUUGGUUGGUUGGUACUGGAGGAUUGGAAGCAUGUGUCCAAAAAAGAAAAGAUCCAUGUAAUAGGUAAUCUUUUAAAUAUAAAUUUCCGUUUUAUGUAUCCAUUUUAAGUAUAGUGAGUUCUGAUGUUGGAUGAAGUCUUGGUUAAAUCUCCAAAAACAAAUGACAUUAAUGUGGCUGCAAAAUUAUGUAUCAAAUAAGAAUCAAAGCACAAUGAAAGAACGAUUUUCAGUAUUGUUGCACAAAUACAGCAAAAGGGGCAACACAUAGCAGUCAGGUUAGGAUUGUCAGUGCUGUACGAAACCUAGCAGGCCCUUAUUGCGAAACGCAAGCCUGCUUACAAGGCAAUGAACUACGUUACGAUUGAAGUUGUUAAGCUUCGAGAUUCAAAGUAUUUGUAACCACCAGCAGACCAAUGAAUGAUGCAAACAGAACUAAUAAUUUGUUUUAGGUGACAUUUUCAUCCGUUCACAGAUUUACUAUGAAUACCGCUGUGCUUAAUGAUGUCAUAAUGGAAGAUGCACAUACUUCCAUGCAGAUAACCAUUGCAUGCUUCAAACAAUAUUAAAGCAGAUUUCAAAGUUUGCUGCAGCCACAUUUCUAGAUUGCAAUUUUAAACCGUAAAAGAAUGUAACAUAAAACAUUGUCCCAUUGUAACAAUGCAUGGACGAAUGGAGCCUGCUAUCCAAAUUAACAACUGUUCUCUAAUGUAAAUACUAUGCGGCUGCCAUUCAUAUUGAAUUAUUCUAAAUAGAAUGUUAAGAGGAGGGGGAAGGCCCUGUGAAAAAUUUGUAUGUUUUGCGUGUACGUAGUGUUUAUUAACUACCCAUAUAUAAGAUUGAAGGUGCAGCGUGGUGUUCUCUGUCAUCUUUAGAGUGAGGCCGUUGUCUUUGUGCUGGCUGUGUGUAUUUUUCAUGACUUUUUUGUAAAAGGGCUGAAACAACCAUGUGGCACAUUUUGUAUUCGUCUGUAAUGUCAUACAGCAAGGUUGUCUUGAUGUGCACACUUGUACAUGGUUUACUAACAGUUCCCUGACUAAAAAGACAAGACGCAUAUCCCUAAGGCAUCUUGGCAUGUCUGUGAUUUAAUUUUUUUUGAAGUAAUCUGCAAGGGUGGGCACUAAUCGAAUACCUUGGAGUGUGAUGAGCUAGAGCCAGUAUGAGUGAAUAUGACGACACUGUAUCUUUAAGGGAAUAACAUGAGCUGACUAAAAUAACAUUAACUGUGACUGGAACUUUAUCCUCAGUGGUGUUGCAACGUCAGGAGAGUAUUUGUGAAAACCAGGUACGUGCCACGGUUGGCUGAGCUGGCAUCUUGAUACCAUUUUGAUGAGGGUUAUCCAUGAUGCUUUAAGAUCCUAUUCUCCUCGCAGGGCAUACAAGUCUUUACAGUACUAUCACACUUGUAUACACAACACCCUUUUAGGAUUUAGGUGUAGGAGUGAGGUUAGGUGCACUGUUAGGGUAUGGGUUCAGAUUUUUAGUUUGCAUUGUCAGUGUUGUGGAGUUCUUAUAUUGUGCGACUGUUUAUGACACUGGGCGCAUAUAGCAGUUUAAAUGUAGCCAUCGGAAUGGUAAUACUAAUCUAACUUGAUGACUUGUGGGGUUAAAGACAGUUCAGUCACAAUUCCCCACCUUUGUUGCCUUCAGUGUCUUCAAAUUGGCAGUGUAUGCCAAUCUAAUGCAUUAGCCCUUUUGAUCUAGCAGUGAUCCACAGCCGUUAUUGCAUGUGUGUAAUGGGUAAAGCAAAGGAGUCUCUUGUGCAUAACACAGUUAAAGCAGAAUUGCAUUGAAUUGCCCUUGGUAGUUUAACAGAGCAUUGCGACGGGUGAUGUGAGUUUCAGCUUAGAUGUGCUUGGCAGUACAUUAACCAGCAAUCAUGGAUUAAUUUACCAGCGUGCCCAGUCCCCCAGAGACACCACCAGAUACCUUUUUCUUUUAAAAAAUUUAGGAUUGUAUGAUGUGUAUAAGUAUAAAACCAAUAAAAUCACAAAGUUUAUUUUAAAUGUA